AUGUCCGAUCGUGGUGUGGAUGGAGCUGCUAAUGGCCACUCCAAUGGAACUGCAUCACCAUCGUCUUCACCAUUCGUACCUCGACCAAGCACAUAUGAUAGACGUCUUCGUAAACUGGAGGAAACUGCACUAUAUCUGACGGAACCACCUGACAAGCAUCCAAAUCAUCAAUCAAAGCCAAGGGAUAGAGAGAAGAGCAAAGAGAAGGAGAAGGAGAAGGAGAGAUUGAAAGAGAAAGAGAAAGAAAAGGAGAAAGAGAAAGAGAAGGAGAAGGAGAGAAUGAGAUUGAAAGAGAAAGAACAAGAGAGGGAGAAGGAGAAGGAGAAAGAGAAAGAGAAGGAGAGGGACCGUAAACCCAAGGCCAAGGAGAAUAAGAAGUUUGUUCUUGUCGACAAGAACGUUAGACAUGAGCUCAACUCUGCUGGACUGGUCAACAACGACUUUUGUUACUCAUGCAAGGAUGGAGGUGAGCUGCUAUGUUGCGAGAACUGUGAGCUAUCAUUUCAUCUACUAUGUCUCAAUCCUCCCAAUCCAAACGUGCCAGAUGGCGACUGGUACUGCGCCACCUGCUCCGACAAAUUGCAUCCAAAGCCUAAGACUCGAUAUGGCAAGACCCUAUUCUCGACACUCUUUAAACAACUUGAUGCGACCAAUCCCGAAGCUUUCAAGCUGCCACCUGGCACAAAGACGCACAAGAAGAAGAAGAGCAAGCUCACUUUGUCAUGUAGGAUAUGUGAGACUGAUGACAAUCAGAAGGAUAUUAUGGAGUGCUAUCAUGAGCAUUGUACAUAUACUGUGCACACGUAUUGUGUAGAGCCACCUCUAUUUGAGGUACCAUAUCAAUGGGGCUGUCCCAAUCAUCCAGUUGAUCGUGACAAUGAAGAUGUGGCAGAGGACUCAAUGAUGGACGACAUAAGUCCAACUGGAGCAUCAUCGUCAAACAACGCAGCAGCGGGCAGGUUCACCGACAAGUUCCUCCUCGACUUCUCAAAUCCUCAAUCAUCCUCCUCAUCACACAGACCAAACAACAAGGUCCCAUCCGAGCCAUUCUACGAGGACAUCUUUGGCAAUAACCUUUCAAUGAAGGACUAUUACAACAGACAGCUUGUUAAGGAUCUGUUUGGGGACCAGGCCAUUCCACAAAGUCGGCCCAGCGCAACAACAAACAACAACAAAGCCAGCUCAUCAUCACGACAACACAACAAUAGUAGGAAUAACAACAAUAGGAGCAACAACAACAAUAACAAUAACAACAACAACAAUGACCCUGGCGACGAGCAACAACAACAUCUUGAUAGGAUUGAACAGAUGUUACAAGAACAGAGGAGACUAUCAUUGGCUGCAAUGCCAUCAGAGUUUGGAAUCGAUCCAAUGGACUUGGCAGCACAACCUUUGGACAAUUGCAAUGCAUUCAUGCUGUCAUCACUCUCCCCACUGUUCACUCAGUUCCUUGCUUGGCAACGACUAAUGCAACUCAACUCACAGAUAUUCAAACUGCGUGCAGAGCAUCGUGCAAAGACCAACAACACUGGCAACAACAACAAUGUCAACAACGAGGAUGAUUACAACAACAACCAUACCAAUCAAUCAUCACCAUCACCACAAUCUGAUAUCAACCAAGCCAAUCAUGUGGCUGAACAGAUUGAGCAAUACAAGGCGAGGAGCAUUGAUGAGCAACUGUCGCCACAAGAGUUGCUGCGACAGAAGAAGCACCAGCAACUGCUUGAUCAACAGGAACAACGACGUCUGCACAAGGAGCAGCUCAGACUCCAACAGCUGCAGGAGCAACAAGAACAACUGUUGCUGAUGGAGCAGAUGAAGCAACAGCCUCACAUGCUCACCAGGAAGAGGACGAUACACACCACAGAUGGACCCAAUGGAUCAGACGGAGGCAGCAACAACAAGGCACCAACGACAUCGACACGGUCAAGACAUUCAUUGCCAACUAGGAGGAGCACAUUGGAGUCAAGACAUCAAUCGGAUAAACAUGAUCCCGAGAAUGAUUUCCUCGAUAGCAUGCGAUUGGACAAUCAAUCGCCACCAAUGUUGCCAAGUCCAUUGAUCCCUGCGACGACAACAACAUCCACGACCACUACCUCGACGACCAACAGCACCCCUGCACCCAUGGACACAACGAUAGAGGCUCCCCCAGUACCAUCGCUAUCCCCAAUACCAUCGCCAACACCGACAACAACUACAGCAGCAACAACAGCAGCAGCAACAGCGGAUGUCUCACAGACAAGCACUGAGAAACCUAUGGCGAUUGCGGACCAAACAAACACGACAACAACAACAUCAACGUCAGAACGACACACUAAAUCACCGAGCCCCAAGAAGGCAACCUCUCCAUCCAAAUCCAAGAACAAGUCAUCACCAUCAAAGUCGAGCGCACCAGUGAUAUCCCCAUCCAAGACUGUCGCUCCAUCACCUCUACCCCCACCACAAGCUGCCGAAGCAUCACAGCCAAGUGUACCAGCAGUCGCAACUGCCGCCACAACUUCAUCAACAUCAUCGCAAGCUCAGCCUGUCGCAUCCACUGUCGUAUCAAGCACUAAUGCGCCAGCAAAGCCCCGCACAUCAUCAACAUCAGCGACCACCUCUCAACAACCAACAUCCACUGGCGGCAGUGCACCAGCAGUCGCCACCAUUCCAGCUACACAAACAACACAACAACCGGCCACCGCAUCGUCAUCAACAACAACAACACAACCUACACAACCUACACAACCUAUACAACCAACAGCAAAGGCACCUUCACCAUCAUCAUCAUCAACAUCAUCAACACAACCCAUCUCUUCAGUAUCAGCAUCGUCACAAACAAAAACACAACCACAACAACAACCAGCCGCCACCAUUCCAUCAUCACAACCAACAUCAUCUUCAUCAGACGCAACAUCACCAAAGCCAGCGCUCCGACUCAAGAUCCAGUCACCCAACAAAUCGCCACAAUCAUCCGCGGCCAAUGUGCUGGAACAGCCCCAAGCUGGUGGACAAGAUCAAUCAAACGAGACAGAUCUGCCACCACUAGGCGAUGUCAAGGUUUACGAUGCACCGAUUGCCGAGGUCCUCAUCGCAGAACUUGAUCAACGUGUACCUAUUAAGACCAACAGGGCACUGAUUGGAAGAUUGACAAAGAAGAGUGAUAAGGGUGUGGACAUUAACCUGCCUUCAAGGUUCGUGUCGAGGACUCAUUCUUACAUCUUAUACAAUGAGGAUACGAACGAGUUCAGCUUGACCAACAUUGGACGCAACAAGAUCUAUAUGAUCAAUGGACAGAAGUGUGUACUGGCCACACCAGUGCCAAUCAAGACUGACGACUCUAUCCGUAUUGGUGAUUACACGUUGAAGUUUCUGUCGCUGGUCGACUGA
This is a messenger RNA of Acytostelium subglobosum LB1, 3369 nucleotides long. RefSeq lists its product as hypothetical. Gene Ontology annotation, biological process: regulation of transcription by RNA polymerase II. The record is from RefSeq and is a predicted model, not a curated record. Gene Ontology annotation, cellular component: Rpd3S complex. The transcript is spliced from 6 exons. The coding region runs from base 1 to 3369 and encodes 1122 amino acids. Lineage: Eukaryota; Evosea; Eumycetozoa; Acytosteliales; Acytosteliaceae. Gene Ontology annotation, molecular function: protein binding.